Thalassophryne amazonica is the source of this 6230-nucleotide messenger RNA. It is a transcript of the gene pola1, whose product is annotated as polymerase (DNA directed), alpha 1. Gene Ontology annotation, molecular function: DNA-directed DNA polymerase activity; DNA replication origin binding; purine nucleotide binding. Lineage: Eukaryota; Metazoa; Chordata; Actinopteri; Batrachoidiformes; Batrachoididae. Gene Ontology annotation, cellular component: alpha DNA polymerase:primase complex. The record is from RefSeq and is a predicted model, not a curated record. Gene Ontology annotation, biological process: DNA replication; lagging strand elongation; leading strand elongation.
AUGUCCAGCAGUAUGUCCACUGUUCUCUUCUCUGCUACCAUCACCAGAGAGUCCAGCUUCAUGCCAACCACAGAGCCACAGAGCCACAGAGUCACCCUGCCUGAUCAGUUUGUCCAGCCUGGAUUGCAGCAUACAUCAGAAUGUUCCACCACCGAACAGUUGGUGGCGGGUAAUGCACUGUGUCGGUUUGCAAUAAACUCAAUCGAAGAAGAAGAAGAACCAUUUGGCGGGUUUUGUUGUUGUUCUCUUCUGUCGUGUGUUGUUUGUUUGUUUGUUUUGUCUUUGAAACUCAGAAAGACGCUUCAUGGCUCCGGUGUCAACCCACACAAAGACGCAGACGGUCCGGACGGCGAUGAUGCUGCAGGAGACGAUUGUGGUCUGGCAAAGUCUCGUUCCAGACGAGAAAAACGGGAGAAAGUGGGGCGCAGAUCUGCGUUGGAGCAGCUGAAGAAAGCCAAGAAAGGGGAGAAGAUCAAGUAUGAGGUGCAGGACUUCAGCAGCGUGUAUGAGGAAGUGGACGAAGAGCAGUACUCCAAGAUGGUACGAGAGAGACAAGAAGAUGACUGGAUUAUUGACGAUGAUGGAAUUGGGUACGUGGAAGACGGAAGAGAAAUCUUUGACGACGAUUUGGACGACGAUGUGGUGGAGAAGAACAAAGGUACUCGCUGGUUGAAAAUCAGCCGCAGAGUUGAAGAACGUGAAGAAGCUGCUGUAGCCAAACCCAACAGCAUUAAGAGCCUCUUCAUGAACAGUAACGUCAAGAAACCUGCUGAGAAAGAGGUGGACCUCUCCAAAGAUGACCUGCUGGGAGACAUUUUACAGGACCUGCACUCUGAGAAACCAGUUCUUGUCACACCGCCACCCGUGGUCACUCUGAAGAAGAAGAAGCUGCUUGGCUCGACCAUGAACCCAUUUUCCAUCAAACCUCCAGCACCAAAGGAGUCGCCCUCUGCAACGCGGUUGAAGGCCAAAGUGAUCCCACCGCCCCCUCCUGAACCGAUGCCCAGGCCGUCUGCCCAGGCACCCCUCUCCCCCCUGACCUCCCCUGUGACAAAGAAGAUGACAAAAGCGGAGGAGGCGUCUGAAGAGGACGGCAGCUCGAUGACAUUUGAUGAGGUCGACUUUGAUGAGCCAAUGGAAGUCGUGCCUGAGGAGCAGCAACCUGACAUUAAAGAUGAGCCUGAAGUAGAAGUCCAGACCGCCAUCAAGGCGGAGCCCAAAGCUGAAGACCCCGCCUUUUUGUCCAGCAGACUUGGAAGCUCUUGGGGACAAGAGGAGGAGGAUGAAAUCACUGAGGCGCCAGCAGAGGUACAUAUUGACUCCAGUCAGCUCCCUCUAGUGGAAGGCCAGGAUGGAGAGCAGGUUUUUCGCUUCUAUUGGCUUGAUGCCUUUGAAGACCAGUACAACCAACCAGGUGUGGUCUACCUCUUUGGAAAAGUCUGGAUUGAGUCGGCCAAGUCCCACGUGAGCUGCUGUGUCACCGUGAAGAACAUCGAGCGGACGAUGUACUUACUGCCUCGAGAACAUAAAGUGGACCUUAAGACUGGGCAGGUGUCUGGCACACCUGUCUUGAUGAGGGACGUCUACGAAGAGCUGAAUGAGCUUUCUGACAGAUUGAAGAUCAUGAAGUUCAAGGCAAAGACUGUGAAGAAAAGUUAUGCGUUUGAAAUUCCCGAUGUUCCCACCCAGUGCGAGUACCUGGAAGUCAGAUAUUCAGCUGAGUUCCCCUCGCUGCCAGCUGACCUGAAGGGGGCGACCUUUUCCCACAUUUUUGGAACAAAUACCUCCAGCCUGGAGCACCUUCUUCUCAGCAGGAAAAUCAAAGGGCCCUGCUGGCUCGACAUCAAAAUGCCUCAGCUGAUGAGUCAGCCGGUCAGCUGGUGUAAGGUGGAGGCUCUGGUCCUGAGGAGCAACCUGAUCACUGUGGUCAAAGAUCUGUCACCUCCACCCCUCACCAUCAUGUCCAUCAGCCUGAAGACCGUCCAGAACCUCAAGACGCACCACAAUGAGAUCAUGUCUCUGGCUGCACUGAUCCACUACCAGUUCCACAUGGAUAAAGCUCCGCCCAAGCUGCCAUAUCAGACACAUUUCUGUGUGGUCAGUAAACCUGCAGACUGCAUCUUCCCGUACGACUUCAAAGAGGCUGUGAAGAAGAUGAACGGGAAGGUGGAGAUUGCUGGGACAGAGCGGACGUUGCUCGGCUUCUUUGCCAAGAUGCACAAGAUCGACCCUGACGUGCUGGUGGGUCACGACAUCCUGGGUUUCGACCUGGAAGUACUUCUGCAAAGGAUCAAUGCGUGUAAGGUUCCACACUGGUCAAAGAUGGGGCGCCUCAGGAGGGCCAAUAUGCCCAAAUUAGGGGGUCGUGGUGCCUUUGCGGAGAAGAGCGCCACCUGUGGGCGUCUGGUGUGCGACGUGGAGAUCUCAGCCAAGGAGCUGAUUCGCUGCAAAAGUUACCACCUGUCUGAACUAACUACUCAGGUGCUGAAGUCCGAAAGAGCCACAGUUUCUCAGGAGAACAUCAGGAACCUUUACAGCAACUCUGCUCACCUGCUCUACCUGCUGGAUUUGACUUGGACAGAUGCCAGGCUGAUCCUGCAGAUCAUGUGUGAGCUCAAUGUGCUGCCUCUCGCUCUGCAGAUCACCAGCAUCGCUGGAAAUGUCAUGUCUCGUACUCUGAUGGGUGGCCGCUCUGAAAGGAAUGAGUUCCUGUUGCUCCACGCCUUCCAUGAGAAGAACUACAUUAUUCCUGACAAGCCGUCCUUCAAAAAGCUUCAUCUGGACCCUAUGGACGGGGAUGAAGACGUGGACGUGGGGAAAGGAAAGAGGAAGAAGAAGGCGGCCUACGCUGGAGGUCUGGUCUUGGAUCCUAAAGUGGGAUUCUACGAUAAGUUCGUACUGCUGCUGGACUUCAACAGUUUGUAUCCAUCCAUCAUCCAGGAGUUCAACAUCUGCUUCACCACGGUGCAGCGGGAGGCUCAGAACACACAGAAGAAGUCUGAGGGUGAUGAGGCAGAUGAUAUUCCUGAGAUACCGGACCCAAACCUGGAAAUGGGAAUCCUUCCCAAAGAGAUCAGGCAGCUUGUUGAACGCCGUAAACAAGUCAAACAGCUGAUGAAGCAACAGGACGCCGGCUCUGAUCUCUACCUGCAGUAUGACAUCCGUCAGAAGGCCCUGAAGCUGACGGCUAACAGUAUGUACGGCUGCCUGGGGUUCAGCUACAGCCGCUUCUACGCCAAACCACUGGCUGCUCUGGUCACGCACAAGGGCAGAGAGAUUCUGAUGCACACCAAAGACCUGGCUCAGAAGAUGAAUCUAGAAGUGAUCUACGGUGACACCGACUCCAUUAUGAUCAACACCAACAGCAGCUCCCUGGACGAAGUCUUCAAACUGGGCAAUAAGGUAAAAGCUGAAGUCAACAAACUGUACAAGCUACUGGAGAUCGACAUCGAUGGUGUGUUUAAGUCACUUUUACUGCUGAAGAAGAAGAAAUAUGCUGCCCUGGUGGUGGAGCCGCAUGGUGAUGGACGGUACAGCGUGAAACAGGAGCUCAAAGGCCUGGACAUCGUCCGCAGAGAUUGGUGUGACCUGGCUAAAGAAUGUGGCAACUAUGUGAUUGGUCAGAUCCUGUCCGAUCAGAGUCGAGAUGUGAUUGUGGAGAACAUACAGAAACACCUGGUUGAGGUCGGAGAAAAGGUGGCAAAUGGAGCCGUUCCGCUCAAACAGUUCGAGAUACAUAAGUCUCUCACUAAAGAGCCUCAGGACUAUCCGGACAAGAAGAACCUCCCUCACGUGCACGUGGCUCUGUGGAUCAACUCUCAGGGUGGUCGACGUGUCAAAGCUGGCGACACGGUGUCUUACGUCAUCUGCAAGGACGGCUCUACGCUAGCAGCCAGUCAGAGAGCCUACGCACUGGAGCAGCUCCAGAAGCAGAAAAGCUUGAGCUUGGACACCCAGUACUACCUCGCCCAGCAGGUGCACCCUGUGGUGUCGCGUAUCUGUGAGCCCAUCGAGGGCAUCGACGGCGUGCUCAUAGCCACAUGGCUCGGUCUGGACCCGGGUCAGUUCCGAGCCCAGCAGCAGCACCACCAGAGGGAGGAGGAGGCCGAUGGCCUGCUGGGAGCUCCGGUCCAGCUGACGGAUGAAGAGCGGUACAAAGACUGCGAAAGGUUCACUUUCUGCUGCCCUCAGUGCAGCACUGACAACAUCUACGACAGCGUCUUCGAAGGAGCUGGAUCUAAAUUGGAGCCAAGUUUGUUACGCUGCUGUCACAUCACAUGUGGGACCCGCCCUCUUGACUAUGUUGCUAAUGUUAGCAACAAGCUGCUACUCGACAUCCGCCGCCACAUCAAGAAAUACUAUUCUGGCUGGUUGGUGUGUGAGGACCAGACCUGUCAAAACAGGACCAGACGUUUGCCCAUUGCCUUCUCCCGACAUGGGCCCAUCUGCCCGGCCUGCAGCAGGGCAACGCUCAGACCAGAGUACUCAGAGAAGGCCUUGUACAGCCAGCUCUGCUUCUACAGAUUCAUCUUCGACUGGGACCAUGCCUUCAUCAAACUGAACAGUGAUGAAAAAGAUCGUGUCAAAAACUGGACCGCAUUUAAGGAGGUUUAUCAGCGGUUGAAGGAGGUGCCCGACAAAGCUCUGGCCCUCAGCGGCUACUCUGAGAUCAACCUGGCCAAACUCUUCCAGACUUUCACCUCCCUCAAGUAAAACAACACACACACACCCACAAAGAUCGGCAAGAUCCAACCCAAACCUGGAGAGUCCAGUCAGGCCGCACACCUCCGCGUGUUCACCCACAUCUCUGGUUCCUCUUCUGAUCUCUGGCAGUAAUUAUUUAAGAUGACUUCACCGGUACACUUUGACUUCACGACACCCCCACCCCCCCAAAAUCACCCUGAGGUUUCCACCUUGAGAUCGAGUCACACCCGACCUUCAGUUUCUUUAAGCAGACGUUCUGUUGAUGCACUGACGGUGAUGGAACCAGAUCUGUUGCCUCCUGUGAUUCCAACAGCUCUGAAGCUGGAGAAACGGUGCAGUAAUGUCAAAUUCCCAGAACAUGAACUCAGAUCUUCUCCAGCUUCUGACUUUUAUGUCUCAUUGUGGAACCUCAAAGUUGUUCUGGAUCUGUCUGGUGCCAUAUUACAGGGAACACAUUGUAUCGCCAAGUACCAGUCUAAGAUGUUAGCACCUGAUUUGUGAGGAAGCAGGUGUUUGAAAGUUCCAGAUGGGUCAGGGACUGAUUACUGUGUGGAGCACUAAAGAAUGAAGUACUCUUUGUUCAAAUAAAUAAAUAAAUACAUUUUAAUGGUCCCGGUCUGUGCCACUCCAACAUCGCCAUUUUUCCAACCUGUUGGAGUAGGAAAGCAGAACCUAAUGUUGUAGCUGGGUGUAGUUCCUCAGAGUUUAAGUGAUUUGUUACUGGAGAUCUCAUCCCUGCUGUGUAUCAUUUUUUGCAAGCACCUGAGCACCAGUUAUGUGCACGCCUGUGUUUCCUGGAAUACGGUGUCUUGUUUGUCAUUGUUAUGGUUUCCAGACCAGUACCAUUUCUAGGGGUUAGCAGCGGGCACUUUUUUCUUUUUCCAUCUGAGCACCGACAUUUCUGCACCUGAAGCUCUGCCGACUGUUCAGUUGCGCUCAGGCGUAGAGCGGCUGUGCAUGUCACUGAUGGCUUGACCUUGUCACCAGGAGCAGAAAUUGUACCUAAAUGAUGCUCCAUUGUGCAUCAGGAGGCUAACUGCGCCCAGAAGUGAGCUUAAAAAUGAUGCUAUAUUCCAAAGCCCGCUAAUUAGCCAAUGAUAGUAACCGCGGCCGCUAGCACCACUGGACGCCUGCUGCGAUCGGACACUUGUUCUGAUUACCACCAUUCAUCCCGAUUGUGCUCGCACUUUUCUGGAGAAUGCAGGAUGGAAGAGCAGAGUGCGGAGGACGCGGGAGUUAUGGCGCGAGGGAGGCCACACUCGCUGCUCCCGCGCUCUUUUGUCUUCAUAUCGAACAGCUUAUCUUCUCCUCCGCUGCCUCACUCAAACGAAUGUUGUUUCAUCUUCUUUUCAUUUCCUCUGUGCCAAUUUGUUUUAAUCUCUGUAAUUUUCUAUACAUCAGAUUUGUGUAGUUCAAGAGAGUUUUGAAGUGAAUUAUUAUUAUGUUUAUGUGUAGAUUAUGUCAUGUUGGCGGUUUUAAUGCUGUCUUUUUGAUACUCUGUCAAUAAAAAGUUGAAUGUGGAAAAU